Molecule: messenger RNA, 1179 nt
Organism: Nerophis lumbriciformis (worm pipefish)
Lineage: Eukaryota; Metazoa; Chordata; Actinopteri; Syngnathiformes; Syngnathidae
Source: RefSeq, a predicted model, not a curated record
AUGAGGAUGAGGACUAAAGACAGCCAGCCCAUCGCUGGGAAGGAAAUCCAGGUGACAGUGUGCAAUGAGGAGAAGGUGGUCUGCGGCGUGUCAAAGCACACUACCUGUGCUGACAUGAUUCAGGCAUUACUAGACGAUCACAGAUCAGCACCGGAGAGCAAGCAGCUCCUGCACGGAGACCCCAAAGACUUCAGUCUGGUGGAGCGCUACAAGGGUUUCGAAAGGGUCUUGCCACCCCUGAGCAGGAUCCUGAGGCUGUGGUACGCGUGGGGGGACCAGAGACCCUUCAUCCAGUUCAUCCUGGUCAAAAGCAACGAUGCUGUGCCUCAGCGGGCGAUGAAGGCAACAAAGACCCGGAACAGAUACACCAGAAAUCCUCAGGUUCUUCCUGUGGAGAAGCAGAAACGCGUAGUGAGGAAGGCCUUUAGGAAGCUUGAGAAACUUCAUAAGGAAAACAAGACGUCCGCCGGCACUGAAGAAAUCGAUCGUAUGGUGCAGCUCAUCCUAAACCAGGACCAAACCAUUCGGGAGCAGAUCCUGCGUAUGGAGGAUCUUGAGACAGAGAUCCAACAGCUUCAAGGGCAGGACGACCAAGAAGACAUGUCGGAAGCAAGCGGGGUUAACUCGGAGGAGAUGGACAAGCUCCUACAAGCAAGCGAUGAUGUUCAGCAGCUGGAGGUUCAGGUCCAGAGGCAGCAGGCACUCAUAGCACAGCUGUGUCGCGACAUAGACAUUGAGCAGAGAAUGGCGGCUGGUGGCGAGCAAGAAAAAGCGUUACCUGCUCCCCACGCAUCCUCCGAGGGCAACGAGUCGCUCCUGGCCGAGUUGGAAAGGAUGCAGGCGGAGCUGAGGCGUAGCUACCUGACCGGCGUAUCCCUCCAUAGUCAGGUGGCCGAGAUAGACAAGCAAAUACGCUGCUGUGAGGCCGCCUGGCUCACCAGGGAUCAAGAGUGCUGGCAGCUGGCAGCUCAGCUUAGAUCGCUGCAAAUGAGCGACGCUGCCCAGGAGACAGCCGGUGGAAACGUGGGGGCGAAAAUGGAGGCCAUGCCGGUCAAGCACGGCUCAUCUCCCAUCGACAUGACGGACACGGACUCCGACACUGGAAUCAGCUCCACGCACAGCCAGGACUCUCUAUUGCCCAGCAUGGACUUCCCUCCACCGCUGGAUACGGAUGUCUAA